UCUUGUUAUCAGCUGGUAGGUGUUCGUGCGGUCAACAUGCUCCGAAGACAGAGAUCAAGAAUUGAAGCUUGCAAAUACAAAAUACUUCUAGUCGGUGAACAAUUAAGGUUUCAGAUGCAUGUGCAACACGUCAUAGAAGAGCGCAGGUUCCACUUUCGAAACUACAAGGCAUGUUUCGUGGGCAGGGACGCCGUUGAUUGGUUAAUCCUCAACAGACAUGCGCAUACGAGGGAGGAAGCCAUGAUGUGCAUGGGCUUAUUACAAGACCAGGAAGUGAUUCACCACGUGUGCGACGAUCACUCGUUCAAGGACGAGCACCUCUUCUACCGCUUCCGUAGGGACGACGAGACCUAUUUACAGAACAAGGAUCUUAGAGCCUUCUUUAAGGGCCAACAUCUGUUUGACAGACUAUUUGCUAGCCGCGCCGUCCUGCGCGACUUCCACGCCCCCGGCGUCGUGUACCGAGACAGCUUCAUGGGGCGCGAGUUGAUUGACUGGAUGCUCCAGAGCGGGCUGUCCUUCACCAGGGAUGUGGCCAUCAAAGACUGCAGGGAACUGCUGGAGAAUGACGUCAUCAAACAUGUGACAGACGACUACCACUUCCGGGACGACGACCUGAUCUACCAGUUCUCCAUGGACUUCCACCAACCCUACCUCCUCUCCGACAUCCUCUCCUUCCGUCGCACCUCAUCCUCAUCCUCAUCUUUGGGCUACACGCGGUCCUCCGUCGAGAUGACGACGCUCAGGAGACGCUCAACUCCCGUAUCAAUGACAUCUUCUCUUAGAUCUGCUGCCGAUGACUCUUCGUCAGACUCGAGUCGGAACUCGCUUCCCAUGUCGAACCCCAGUCCUCUCGAGUCGGUAGACGACAUGUCUUCCAGACUUCACUCUGGCUCCUUCUCAACCGAUUCCCUCCAGCCAAAGUCAGUGUUGUUACGGCAUGUCACGGUGCAGGAACUCGAAGACCCAGACACGCCUUACAUGAAACACACAGUCAAGAUGAUAAGUGACUCGGUGGGAUAUGGGUUCGUCAUCCGUGGGAACAGUCCCGCCUACGUCCAGACUGUGGACCCCAACGGCCCCGCUGCCGCUGCCGGGAUUAAGGUGCGACAAUUCAUCCACUCUGUCAACGGAAAGAACGUGCUUCGAAUGGACCACAAGAGCGUGGGCAAGCUCAUUCAACAGAAGAUGGGGACGGUGUGUCUCGUGGUCAUGACCCACAAGCGGGAUGCUGCUGCUCACACGCGGUGAUGUCCGCCUCAUUGUUGGCUAGACACAUACUUAAAACACUCGGUGGAUAACUGAACCCCAUGCUGGUCGGAAGACACAACGACAUUUAACGGGUGGUCACACUGCGAACACGAUCGGCAGUUUCUGCUAAACAUAGUCCGUCUUUGCAGUUCCGGAAAGGGCCGAGUUGUGCCGACUGGUCACGUAAGUGUCCGAUUUGGUUAAUCACGUUUACAUCUUAUCCUGAUGGUGUGGACGUUGGCUACAGCAUUAGUCACUGGAUUGUCUGGUCCGGACUCGAUUAUUUACAGGACUUUGUUCGGCGUUAAACGAUAUACACUCACACAACACUCCUGGACUCAUUCAUUCUGCAGAGCCACAGCCUUCAGACUACCACGGACUGAACUAAUGGAUAUAGAAUAUAACAAUGAAAUUCAGUUCAAAAUUAACUGUCUGUAUCAGAGUUUUGUUCAAAUCUGUGUGAUAUGUUAGUGUUUUUAAGAAACAUCAGUGUAAUUGCAUCUGUCAAUAUUAUCAGCAAUACCAGGAUGUGUCCGCAAACUGUGCGCAAUGUAAGCGGAUCCUUGCAUGAUUAGGGGGCUCAACUCAGCACAGAAAAUAGUAGCACAGCGCCUCAGAUCCAGAUCUGUACCACAAGUACAUGAGGGACCUUCAUACACUUUAAUGUCGGUACAAAAUGGAGAAAACCGCAAAUAAGGAUGAUUAGAGUACCGGUAAAAACA
Haliotis rubra (blacklip abalone) is the source of this 1973-nucleotide messenger RNA. RefSeq names its product DEP domain-containing mTOR-interacting protein-like. Bases 37 to 1251 code for a protein of 404 amino acids. The record is from RefSeq and is a predicted model, not a curated record. Lineage: Eukaryota; Metazoa; Mollusca; Gastropoda; Lepetellida; Haliotidae. Gene Ontology annotation, molecular function: protein binding. The transcript has 9 exons. Gene Ontology annotation, biological process: intracellular signal transduction.